AAACUUUACUCUGAGAUGGCUGAACUGGAUGCUUGGCUAGACGAUCAAGAAGAGCGUCUGGAACAAACGACAUCCAUAACUACUACAAACACCUCGAUUGCUAGUGUUGAAAAAGCUAUGGCCCACCAAGUCGAUAUUGAAAAGGCUCUGGAAGACGCUCGCCAACGAUUUGAAGCAAUCAAACGUCAGACUGUUGUGGAAACACUGAAAUUCGAAAUGCUUAAAUUCAUGACCAAACGAGGUGAGGCCAGCAAUGCUGAAGAUCAGCCCUUCUCCAGUGCUAGAAUCGCCGAGAUUCAACGACGAGAAACUUCGAAGCUCAAUCGUAAUCGAUCUAAACGAGUAACACCCACCGAAAAUGCAGCUGACCAGAAAGCCCAGGAGAAUCUUCGAGCAAUAUUUGGUAACCUAGGUACAAUUGAACCGAUAACUGAGCCUGUUCAAAAACUCGCCGUGCCAACAACACUUGAAAUUCCUCCUGCCGUUAGUCACAAUGACUCCUUUGGUAUGACCAAUGCUCAGUUUGUACGCCCAGUGAGCACCUCCAGUGACAUUGACUCACCGGUAAAUGAGAUGCCGCAGACAUCACCCAAGAAACGUAUCAGUUUUAACCUCAGUUCACAGGGUCAAAAAAGCAAUUCAAAGUUUAUGGAGCUCUUUAAACGAACCAGUUCUCCCCAUCCCUCUGACACGCGCAAAAGCUUCUCGACAUUGACAGUGACUUCUAGUGGUGAUGCGCCUACGGAAUCACCUAACCGUUUGAGUGUUGGUGAACGAGCUGCUAAGUUCUUCUCAAAGAUGAGGAAGCAUUCAGGAGAGGUUGGUGGUUCUCAGUCCUCCUUGGUUUCACUUUCCAUUCCUGAAACGCCAUCAACCCCUAAAGCCGAACAAGUUAGGAUUUUGCCACCUCUCUCGCCUUCCUCGUCAUCAACUGCUUCCAGAUAUGAAAAUAGACCAACUUCUUUGAAUACUUACUUGCGUGAUGGUAAUCAGAGCACGAAAAAUACAAACUUCGCGACCAGAGAUCGGCUUCCAAAAUCCCCAGACGGUUGGAGUCCAAGUGGUCGUGCUUCCGUGAAUAACAACAGCUUCACAUUAAAAAGCGGAAGUACUUCAGGUGUUAAUAAAUCCAAUGAGGAGAGUAAAAAUCCGACUCACAUGGGUUCUCUUGCUCGAAAAAUAGUGACUGCACCCAAAUCUUAUCACGGGGUGACGAAGAAGUGGAUUCCUCAAACCACCAGAUCUGUGUCUUCCUACGGCUGGGCAGUUCUUGAGGGCUCUCGACUGAAUUUUUACUCCAACUGUGGAGGUAAUAUUUAA
Messenger RNA from Rodentolepis nana, 1320 nucleotides. The record is from the annotation of a GenBank genome assembly. NCBI's taxonomy places the organism in Eukaryota, Metazoa, Platyhelminthes, Cestoda, Cyclophyllidea, Hymenolepididae.